GACUGCUGCUGAGUGUAUGAGUGAGUAACAUGGCUGCGCGUGUGGGGAAGCGAGGUGCGGGGGGUGAGGAUGAGCUGCCGCCCCUACAGGCCGUGCUGAUAGCCGACAGCUUCAACAGAAGGUUUUACCCGAUUACCAAGGAUCGGCCACGGGCUCUCUUACCACUGGCUAAUGUGGCUUUAAUUGACUAUACACUGGAAUUCCUCACUGCCACUGGUGUUAAAGAAACAUUUGUGUUUUGCUGCUGGAUGGCAAAUGAAAUAAAGGAUCACCUGAGGAACUCUAAGUGGUGUCGGGCGACCAGCUCCAAUGUUGUGCGUGUGGUGACCUCAGAACUUUACCGCUCACUUGGAGAUGUUCUCAGAGAUGUGGAUGCCAAAUCCUUACUGCGAUCGGACUUUCUGUUGGUCACUGGAGACGUAGUGUCUAAUAUUAACAUUGAAGCAGCUGUAGAGGAGCACAGAGCACGUCGAAAGCUAGAGAAGAAUAUUUCAGUUAUGACCAUGAUCCUGAAGGAGUCCUCUCCAGGCCACCGCACAAGGUGUCAGGAGGAUGAUGUCCUUAUUGCUAUGGAUAGUAAGAAAAAAAGAGUGCUGCUUUUUCAAAAAAGCCAGGACUUGGCACGCUACCAUUUCCCUACGAGUAUCUUCCAGAGUAAGACAGAUGAGAUAGAGCUGCGUCAUGAUUUACUAGACUGUCACAUUAGCAUCUGUUCUCCACAGGUUGCGGAGUUAUUCACAGACAAUUUUGAUUACCAAACUAGGGAUGACUUUGUCCGUGGCAUCCUUGUUAAUGAAGAGAUUUUGGGGAAUCAGAUUCACCUUCACGUGACUCAGGAAGAGUAUGGUGCUCGGGUUUCCAACUUGUCAGUGUACGAGGCUGUAACUUCUGAUAUCCUGUGCCGCUGGCUCUACCCCAUAACCCCUGAAGCCAACUUCACGGACCAGGAGGCACAGAAUUAUACACACUCCCGUCACAAUAUUUACAGGGGGUCUGAGGUCAGCCGUGGCCAUGGCAGUGUGCUGCAUGAGACUGUGCUAAUUGGGAGCAGCACGACCAUUGGGGCAAAAUGUAGCAUCAGCAAUACCAGUAUUGGCAGAAACUGCAGAAUCGGGGAUAGGGUAGUCCUGGAUAAUGUGUGUAUUUGGGAUGGUGUUCACAUCGAAGAUGAUGUCACAAUUAGGCAGUCUCUAAUUUGCAAUAAUGUCAUUGUGAAGAAUAGAGUACAGAUUAAUCCCCGAUGUGUCUUAACUUCAAAGGUUAUUGUUGGCCCCGAUUUACAGCUGCCAGAGAACACUGUUAUUUCUCUGCAUCAUCCAGAUGAGGAUGAAGAAGAUGAUGAUGAAUUUAGUGAUGAUGCAGCAACUGGAAAAGAGGAAGAACGAUUGAAGGUCAAAGCAUACAAUAAAGCAGAGGUUGGGUCAGAAGGUGAAGGAUACGUAUGGAAGUCUUCAGUGCUGCCAGACGAAGAGGAAGAAGAGUUGCAGAUGAGCCUGUGGGGCCUCAGUAUAACCAGAGAGGAGGACAGUGACAGUGACAGUGGAAAGAGUUCAUGUUCAGAGCAAAUAGACAGUCGGCCAGCUUCCCCUCUUCUGGAUGACAUUAAAGUUUUUCAGAACGAGGUUUUGGGAACUUUGCAGAGGGGAGUAGAGGAGAACAUCACGUGUGAUAAUCUUGUGUUAGAAAUCAACUCACUCAAAUAUGCCUAUAAUAUCUCCCUUGUGGAAGUGAUGCAAGUUCUGUGCAAGGUGGUCCUGGAGUUUCCAUUGCAGCAGUUAAAUGGAGUGCUUGAUGUUAAUCCUUACUGCAAUGUUUUGUUACCUCUCCUGAAAAUAUGGACCCCACUUCUUAAGAACUACAUUAAGCGUGCUACAGACCAUUUGUGCUGUCUUAGUGCAAUGGAAGAUUUCUUCUUGGACCAUGAGCCUCUUUGGGCAGCAGUAGCAAAGGUUCUGAUGGGAUUCUACCAGCAGGAUGUGCUAGCAGAGGAGAUGAUUCUUCGCUGGUUUUCACAAACAGACAUUACAGACAAAGGCAGGCAGUUGCGUAAAAAGCAAGUGCUUCAGAAGUUUAUACAGUGGUUGGAAGAAGCAGAAGAGGAAUCUUCAGAUGAGGAGUGAGGAAGGGGGAAGUUACCUAGCCGCCUUCUCAUCUCCACAUGUUGUUGCUGUCUGGUAUACAGUAUAUGGAACAUCUCACUGCUCUGAUUCCUGCACCAGCAUGCAGAAGCUGACAUUCAGAGAAUGGCUCCAUUAACAUUCAGUUCAGGGCCUGAAUGGCAUAGUCUACUUACCAAGGAAUUUUUUGAGCCUGCCCUUUCUGAACUAAGUGUAUCAGUAUAGGAAUUGCUUUUUAUACCACUUUGUGGUGUGAUAGUUACAUUGCAUUCAAGGGAAAUAUAUUUGCUGAUACAUAAAGUAUUGCACUUUGUGUUUACUGAUGCUCUGGGCAUUGCUUAUUUUAAAACAACUUUCUAUAAAACAUAUUAUAUUACAUCCUUCUCCUUUGAUUAACCUGUGGAAAGGCAGUGACAUUUCUGUAAUUAUUCCUCUAUGACCAAGGAUCCGCUAUAAUCUGCCAGGAGCUCGCUGCGUGACCACCUGCACCGGUGCCGACCUUUACCGGACGGAGAAAAUUUUAUGUUUUGAGUGAAAAUAUUUAUUUCAGGGAAUAAAUAAAAACUAUAUGAAUUUG
This is a messenger RNA of Pseudophryne corroboree (corroboree frog), 2694 nucleotides long. RefSeq names its product eukaryotic translation initiation factor 2B subunit epsilon (gene EIF2B5). The record is from RefSeq and is a predicted model, not a curated record. The transcript is spliced from 16 exons. Gene Ontology annotation, molecular function: guanyl-nucleotide exchange factor activity; translation initiation factor activity; translation initiation factor binding. Bases 30 to 2120 code for a protein of 696 amino acids. Gene Ontology annotation, cellular component: eukaryotic translation initiation factor 2B complex. Lineage: Eukaryota; Metazoa; Chordata; Amphibia; Anura; Myobatrachidae. Gene Ontology annotation, biological process: biosynthetic process.